AAAUAAAACAUCCAAUUAAUUUUUCUAUUUUUAAUCCAAAUUUUCCAUCUUUUAGCUCAACCUUCAGUUUCAUCAUCUAUAUAAGUAGAGGUUCUUCCUCUUCUUUAAUGUAAUAUCUUUCUAAGAAGAUAUAUGCCUUUUGUGGACUCGAUGAAUUCUAUUGCUUUAACCUUUUGUGUUAUAGUUUUAGCAGUUCAUGGUCCUCAAACUUGGGCUUUAGAUCGUGGUUUUUUGGGUAAUAGAAAUUCUACGCCUUCUGGAGAAGGUUUAUGCGCUUCUUCAAUCACUAUUCAUGGCUACAAAUGUCAAGAACUUGAAAUUACAACUAAAGAUGGAUACAUUCUUAGCGUUCAAAGGAUUCUAGAUGGUCGAGUUAAGGUUGUUGGUAAUGUCACUAAGGAACCUGUGAUUGUACAACAUGGAGUUCUUGUGGAUGGAGCAACAUGGUUUUUGAACCGUCCAGAACAAAAUCUCCCCAUGAUUCUUGCAGAUAAUGGCUUUGAUGUUUGGGUUGUUAAUACCAGAGGAACCAGAUAUAGUCGCAAACACAUCAAAUUAGACGCGUCUAGCCAGGAAUAUUGGUAUUGGUCUUGGGACGAUUUGGUUGCCUACGAACUACCGUCUGUUUUUGAUUUUAUCUCAAAGAAAACAGGACAGAAGAUACAUUAUGUCGGACAUUCUUUGGGAACUUUAACAGCUUUGGUAUCAUUGGCAGAAGGUAAAUGGGUAAAUCAGGUAAAAUCAGUAGCAUUGUUGAGUCCUAUUGCAUAUUUGAAGCGAAUGACAACACCAAUUGGAGCUAUUGCUGCAAGAUCCUUACUCGGCGAGAGUCUUACUUCUAUGGGCAUUGCAGAAUUUGAUCCCAACGGUGUUCGGGUCACAGACUUCAUCCAUAAUAGUUGUGAUAAAUAUAACCUAAACUGCAAUGACUUAUUCACUUUAGUAACAGGUGAAAAUUGUUGCUUAGAUAAAUCAUCUUUUAGUGAUUUCAUGAAAAUUGAACCACAAUCAUCGUCAACGAGAACCCUUUUUCAUUUAGCUCAGAUUGUUCGAACUGAUGUAUUGUCAAAAUUUGACUUUAUGAGACCAAACAUAAACAUGUUGCAUUAUGGACAACCAACCCCUCCUCUCUAUGACCUCUCGAAAAUUCCUAAGGACAUUCCAAUUUUUAUGAGCUAUGGUGGUGCCGAUGCACUUUCUGAUAUCGCCGAUGUUAAGAAGCUGUUAAGUGACCACUUUCAAGACCAUGAAGCAGACAAGCUUAGUGUUCAAUUCAUUCAGAACUAUGCUCAUGGUGAUUACAUGUUUGCUACGAAUGCCCAUGAACAAGUCUACAGAAAUGUUACAUCUUUUUUCAAACGUAACUUUUGAAGUGCUCAAUUUCUCUAAUUUCCCUAAUAGCAACAAUUUUGGAAAGUGUUACAAAUUUGUUGUAUGUGACAAAUAAGUUUUGCUAUUGCGAAACUUUAUGUAAUUUUUUUGUCUAAAUAUUGUAAUAAAUAUUUAGGUUUUAUUAGAAAAAAAUUUACAUAUGUUUGAUAUAGAUAUUCAAAGCAACACACAUGCUUUUUCAACAUUUCCCUUGUAAUAAUAUUCAAAUUUGAAAUAAAGAAGGCUCAUCCAUCUUAUUUUAAUGGAUCAUCAACC
Molecule: messenger RNA, 1647 nt
Organism: Lathyrus oleraceus (garden pea)
Lineage: Eukaryota; Viridiplantae; Streptophyta; Magnoliopsida; Fabales; Fabaceae
Product: triacylglycerol lipase 2
Exons: 9
Coding region: 133-1371 (412 amino acids)
Biological process (GO): lipid metabolic process
Molecular function (GO): hydrolase activity, acting on ester bonds
Source: RefSeq, a predicted model, not a curated record